AUGUUUAAACCCGACCCCGCUGGUGAGGAGGGCAGUGGGGUCGAACCCAACACCUACAACAUGUCCGGCCCCGAGUCCUCCGAGUCCUCCGAGUCCUCCGAGUCAUCCGAGUCCUCCGAGUCCUCACAGUCGACUCGGACGACUCGGAGUCCUCAGGCUCACUGGUCACCCGUCGCCCGCAUGGGCAAAAUGGCCCCUGGGGGACCCUGGCCACCAGGUGGCAACAUGAGUAGUGAGGCUCCCUGGCCACCAGGUGGCAACAUGAGUAGUGAGGCUCCCUGGCCACCAGGUGGCAACAUGAGUGAUGUGCAGCCCGUGGCACCGUGGUCACCCGUCAACAUGAGCGUUAUGCCCCCGAUCCUCGGAGACCCCGACCCGAUGACUUCCUUCUGCGACAUGCUGUUGAACUCGCCGGUGCCGCCGCCCAUCGACCAGAUUCCCCUCUUCUGCAUCUGUUCGCACUGUAAAGGCACCGUGGGGCCCAAAGGAGACCGAGGAGACCGGGGCCUUCCAGGUGCACCUGGGAGUCCUGGGAGAAGAGGAAUGACGGGGUUCGCUGGUCCUCCAGGAUUCACCGGGCAUCAAGGGAUGAAGGGUCAGAAGGGAGACCUGGGGGAGAAAGGGCCAGCCGGCGCUGUCGGCUUCACCGGCAUGAAGGGCCAGCGGGGCUUCAAAGGAGAGAAAGGGAACGAAGGAAUGGAAGGCCAACCAGGCUCACAGGGCCCCAUAGGCGAAUCUGGUACAUGCCCCGCCUCCUGUGAGAGUCUACCAGGUCCCUCUGGCGAACAAGGAGUCCCUGGACCAGCCGGAACCCGGGGUCUGCCUGGGGUCCUGGGACCUAUGGGACCCAAGGGUAUAAUGGGCAACAAAGGCGACAUGGGUAUGCUCGGUGACCCCGGGAUGACCGGCCAGAAGGGUGACCAAGGUGAGCAGGGGAUGUGUGAGUGCACGGAUGGGGCAGACGGCGCUGAUGGGAAACAAGGAGAAAAGGGAGCUGCAGGGGACAAAGGUCACACUGGUGUUCAGGGCCCCAUUGGGCUAAAAGGCCAAGAGGGCAGUAUGGGUCUCAUGGGGGUGCCUGGGCCUUGCUCCCCGGCCAUCAAAUCAGCAUUCUCUGCAUCUAUGAACCAGUCGUUUCCUGCUCCAAACUGGCCUGUUCCUUUCCCACGCGUCAUCCUCAACAUGCCGGCGCACUUCAACCCAUUGAUGGGCAUGUACACUGCCCCCAUCAACGGCACCUACGUCUUCACCUUCAACCUGGCCGUCAGGAGAAAGCCUCUUAAGGUUGGCCUGUUCCGAAACUUCUUCUCCGUAAUCAAAGUAACAGAAGGAACCGACCAGUCCACCACCAGCCAGACCGUCGUCCUCCACCUCACCAUGGGGGAGAUGGUGUGGCUGCAGGUGAAGGACGACACCACCAACGGCAUCUUCACCAGUGAUGAGAGCAGCAGCACGUUCUCCGGGUAUCUGAUGUACCCCGACUCCUGCGAAAUGCUCCGAGGACGGCAGCAUAAACCAGUACCGACAUUUAAUCCGAACGACUUUGGGAAAGUUUGGGUUUCUAACAACAGCACCCCAACCCCCACCCCCACCCCUAAGCCCUAA
Molecule: messenger RNA, 1605 nt
Organism: Cyclopterus lumpus (lumpfish)
Lineage: Eukaryota; Metazoa; Chordata; Actinopteri; Perciformes; Cyclopteridae
Product: inner ear-specific collagen
Exons: 4
Coding region: 1-1605 (534 amino acids)
Molecular function (GO): protein binding
Source: RefSeq, a predicted model, not a curated record